GGCGACGUCGCCUGCUGCUUCUACCAGUUCGUGCUGCCUCCGCACCUGCGCGAGGCGUUUGGCUUGCCGCCAGUGCCCUCGGCAGCGUUGCCGCCGGUGGCCCGCCGCGCCGCGGGGGCUCCCCCGCCCGAUGGGCUUGUCCGGCUUCGGCUGCGCGUGGUCCGAAUGGGCUGGUCUUGGACUGUCUACUUCGUGCAGCAGGCCAUGCAGCGCAUUCUGGGCGACGUCGUCCCAGCGGAUUACCUGCUCGCAGAGUGCAUGCCGCGCGCGCCUGUGCAGCCUGGCUCUGGCGUCUCCCUGAUCUACGUCGACAACUUCGCCGCGCUCGCCACCUCGCAGGAGGAGGCGGGCUGCCUCUUGGAGGAGAUGCUGGCCGCCGUGGCUGCUGCUGGAGCGGAGGCUGGGCCCGGGCCCCAGGGCUCGCCGCUGCUGGGCUUUGAGCUGGACAGCGAGGGCACGCGGUGGCGCCCCUCGGCCCGCAAGUUUUGGCGCGUGGCUCUGGCCUUGCGCGCCUUGGGCUGGGGCAAGACUCGCCGUGCGGAGCGCCAGAUCGCGCGUGUGGUGGGCAACGCCUCGGCAAUCGUGCUGCUGCGGCUCGAGAUGCUCUCCCCAGCCCGCGUCUGGGCCUCUGUGGGGAAGGAGCUGCGGGCUGCGUGGGCGCUGCUGCCGUUGGCCCUUGUCGAUGUGAACCUGCCGUGGUCACCGUCCGCGGCAUCGGUGGGAGCAUCGCUUCACGGCUUCGGUGUGACCGAGAAGGACUGGGAUGCUGCCGAGCUGCUCCGCCCCCCUUGUUGGUUAUCGGCGACCCCCUACCAAUAA
Prorocentrum cordatum is the source of this 819-nucleotide messenger RNA. Lineage: Eukaryota; Dinophyceae; Prorocentrales; Prorocentraceae. The record is from the annotation of a GenBank genome assembly.